Molecule: messenger RNA, 985 nt
Organism: Drosophila innubila
Lineage: Eukaryota; Metazoa; Arthropoda; Insecta; Diptera; Drosophilidae
Product: RNA-binding protein FUS
Exons: 6
Coding region: 99-833 (244 amino acids)
Source: RefSeq, a predicted model, not a curated record
AGCUCAGACGUUACAAGCUUGCCGAUCAGUGAAGACGAUCGGUCGUGCUAACAAACAAGAACCAACCGAAUUUUGUACGCAAAUGCAAAUUGUUUAAGAUGUGGAAAUUUUUCAUCAUUUGUGUCGUAAUGAGUGCAUUGAAUAAUGAAGGUGACGCCGCGUCAAGCCGUACUCCCUCUCGCCGUCGUCGCGGCUAUUCUGGAAGCUACUCGGGAAGCCAUGCCAAUAGCAAUGGUGCCGUAGGUGGCUACACUGGUGGCUACAAUGACUAUGAUGAUUAUGAUUAUGGUGGUGGCAGCUAUGCACCACAAUUUGGCAUUACGGAUCCCUAUCUGUUCCAUCAACAGCUGACGAAUCAGAUUCUGGCCCAGCACUAUGCACAACAACAAGCUAUAACGGGUCUGGCCACCUCUGGCGAUGCUUCUGCAUACGCGGAUGCAACAUUAAGCAACGAUGACACUCGCAUCCAGCAACAGGUUGCCGCCCACCGGCCGGCUUACCAUAAUAGAAACCAUGGUGUUCACUAUGGCGGCAGUGGAUCUUCCAACUCGCACCGCUAUGCUCCCAGUUAUGCAGCAGCCUCCGGCUCAAUUGGAUCCAAUGGACAUAGACAGACGGCCUACAUAAGUCCUGCCAAUCCGGCCACGCCCAAUAUUGUUAAUCGCUUUGGCGCAAGUUCCAGCUCUGGUGGUGGUGGUGGCGGUGGCGGUGGUUACAAGGGCGUCUCUGUGAGCUCCUUUAGCACCAGCAAUGGUGAUGGAACCAGUCGACGUGGUGCUCAGACCACCAUUAAUGACAAUGGUAAAGUGACGUCAUAUUCCGUGCACUCCUAGAGCCGAUUUCCCUUCCCGGAUUUCCUCAACUUUAUUUUUGGUGUUUAGCAUAUUAUAAACUGUUCGAAAAAAACCUAAUGAAAUUCUAUUUAUGUCGCGCACAAAUAUUUACAUAUUAUAUAUCUUUAUUUAAAUAUACACUAUCUGCACGA